AUGAUCAACACACUAUCUCUCCAAUCUAUCUUAUUUUUCGUUUCAGCUUGUCUGGCGACAGAUGUCCACGUUGCCUGGCGUCUCGAGCAUGAAACGAAGGCCUCAGCAUUGGUAGCGGUAGACACCAAUGGCACUGUCAUAGCGGAGACAUGUGGCAGCAUCAUUCACGCCAGGGACCCGAUCGACUUCUCAUAUCUUGAUGAAAACGAUGGAAGUGGUAAAUUCUUCAUUGGCAAUGCCACCUACAUGGUUCACAGUAACCCUCUGUGGUCUGGUGGACCUGCAUGCUCCCGCACCUUCAACCGACAUCACACUCUUGUGCAGUGCUCAGGAAUCAGCUGGGAUGCUCUUGGUGCCAUUGUUGACGAGCCAAGAGACUGCUUUGCUAAGGCUCCCACGGAUGGCGAACUGAUGGACCUUCAGAGCAGAGAAUUGGACGAGACGGGUCAGAUGCAGAAGCGAGGCUGGUGGCAGAAGUUCAAAGAGCAUGCGCGGCAAGGCGCGGCAAGGACUAGGCUAGAGCUUGUUGGCGAUGGCAAUCCUCGCCAGCAUUACUACCACAUACAGAUAUCGGAAACCAUAGACUGCGGCCCAAGCUCGGGCUGUAGCGUGGGCAGGUCAGAUUCGGAGUCCCGCACUAUCUCGGCCAGUUACAACAUCAACGGCCCGGAGAAAGUCUGGGGAAGCAUGAACUUCGGCGUCAGCAAGUCAUGGUCAACUGGCAAUUCCUACACCUGCAACGGGGUCAAGAAUGAAACGGUCUGCAUUUGGUACAACGUCGCCCACACGACAUACCAUGUAAAAUCCUUUACGAUCCCGUUUGGAGGGUAUAAAAACCAAGAAAAGGUGGAAGAAUAUGACAUCUCGUCUCCCAAUAAGAAAAACAAAGGUGGACAGUACUACUGCGUUGUCGGUAACUGUACAUUCAAUGGUGAUAAUUGGUGGGACAGGGUGGGUCGGAAAGGCGUUGCUUGA
Fusarium verticillioides 7600 is the source of this 975-nucleotide messenger RNA. RefSeq lists its product as hypothetical. The transcript is spliced from 4 exons. Bases 1 to 975 code for a protein of 324 amino acids. NCBI's taxonomy places the organism in Eukaryota, Fungi, Ascomycota, Sordariomycetes, Hypocreales, Nectriaceae. The record is from RefSeq and is a predicted model, not a curated record.